CGCUGUAACCGUCGCCGAGCAAAAUGCAAUGCUUCUACAAUCGGCUUACCGUGUUCAGCCUGCUCGGAGCUGGGUCUCACUGAUUGCCAAUUCAUCCAGUCCAAGAGGAAAUGGAAAAAGAGCAUGCGCCAGCUCUUAUCGUCCAAUUCGGAAGAAGCUGCCGAGCUUACGCGUGAAGGGCGAGGCCCACCAGCUACAUCACCUCUGUCGGACGUUGCAUACCCUCCAGAUGAGGGCGAUAAAGAGGAUGACGAGGGUUCGGUCGUUGAGUCCAGCGUUACGAACCCUUCCGAAUCAAACGAAAGCGAGACUUGGACGAAAGCAGCAGACGUGAUCAGUGUCGGUAACCAAGCGGGAGAUGUAUCGGUGUGGUACCUCGGAGGAACUUGGGUGAUCCCAGCAGCGCAAGUGUUUCUAGACCUGAACUCAACGGGUGUGCAUAGGGCGUUUUCGAGUCCUCUGACACCGUCAUUUUGCAGAGAGCUGAUUUCCUCCUUCUUUGAUAAGUUUCAUACAAUCUUUCCCAUCGUUGACGGACGCGACUUCGAGGAAUCACUACGAGCAAAAACGCUGCCAAGGCUACUGCUGGAUACAGUGCUGCUAGCUGGUGUGACGCACUGUAAUAAAGAGCUUUUUCGAAAGAACGGGUUUGCCACCCGCAUGGAGGCGAUUCAAUAUUUCCAUGACAAGGUCUCGGCCGGUUUCGAUUCAUCUCGCAAAACCGCAACACUGGCGUUGAUACAAUGCAUGUUCAUUAUGCAAUUUUAUUGGAUGUCUCCAAGAGAUUGGAAAGAUAUGAAGUUUUGGCUAUCCACAGCAAUCCGGCAAGCCCAGUUCCUCGGCCUGCACAAGAAAACGGAAAUACAGAAGCUGAAACCAUCUAAUCGAAGUCUCUGCCGUCGAAUUUGGUGGUGCUUAUAUAUUCGAGAUCGUCAGUGUGCGUCAGCGACAGGAAUGCCAGUCAUGAUUCAAGAUGAGGACUGUGACGUAGAAGUACCUUGUCUAGAGGAUAUGGAUGAGAAUAUGAGUCUGGAAGCAAAACUAUCUUUUCUCCAGUUGUUAAAACUGAUGCGAGAAGUGAGAUCGCUACUCCGGGCAGAAUUUGGUCCUGCCAGCACACUCUCUAAUCGAAGCCAUAAGGAGCAGUCAAGGCAAGACGUUAUCUCGGCAUGUGAAAGCUGGCAGGCAGAAAUGCCAACAGAACUAAAAAAUCCAUCGAAAGAAUCAGGCACUGCUGUAUUCUACUUGCACAUAUCCUUCCAGUAUAUUACUCAAUCUUGCUAUUCCUGUUCUAGCUAAUCAUUUGAAAAGUACACAAGUCCUC
Messenger RNA from Mytilinidion resinicola, 1324 nucleotides. RefSeq lists its product as uncharacterized. NCBI's taxonomy places the organism in Eukaryota, Fungi, Ascomycota, Dothideomycetes, Mytilinidiales, Mytilinidiaceae. The coding region runs from base 124 to 1299 and encodes 391 amino acids. Gene Ontology annotation, biological process: DNA-templated transcription. The record is from RefSeq and is a predicted model, not a curated record. Gene Ontology annotation, molecular function: zinc ion binding; DNA binding. The transcript is spliced from 4 exons.